AUGAAGUUGGAAAACCAGAACCAAACGAUCGUAGUCAGCGGAGAAUCCGGCGCGGGCAAGACCGUGUCCGCCAAGUACAUCAUGCGGUACUUUGCGUCUGUAGAAAAAACGCACGACGGCGAGCCUGCGUUGGCGGGUUCAGAUCACAAGGCCGACAUGUCAGAUGUGGAAAAACAGAUCUUGGCCACCAACCCCAUCACAGAGGCCUUCGGUAACGCCAAGACCACGCGUAACGACAACUCGUCGCGGUUCGGCAAGUACUUGGAGAUCUUGUUCGACAAGAGCCGCUCCAUUAUCGGUGCCAAUGUGCGCACGUACUUGUUGGAGCGGUCCAGGCUCGUGUUCCAGCCGCUGAACGAGAGGAACUACCACAUUUUCUACCAGAUGUUGGCCGGCAUGUCUGAGGACCAGAAGGCGGCCUUGAGCUUGUCUUCUGCCGAGGACUUCAAGUACUUAAACCAGGGAGGUGCCACUACAAUCCCCGGCGUCGACGACUCGCUGGACUUCCAGCUCACCAACGACUCGUUGGCGCUCAUCGGCAUCGACGAGUCGUGCCAGAGCGAGAUCUACAAGAUCUUGGCCGCGUUGCUCCACAUCGGUAACAUCGACAUCGCCGCCACCCGCAACGACGCGCAGUUGUCCUCCGACGAGCCCAACUUGGUCAAGGCAUGUGCGCUUUUGGGCAUCGACGCGGGCUCGUUCGCAAAGUGGUGUGUCAAGAAACAGAUCACCACGCGUUCGGAAAAGAUCAUCACCAACUUGAACCACCAGCAAGCGCUCGUGGCCAGAGACUCGUUUGCCAAAUAUAUUUAUUCUGCGUUGUUCGACUGGCUCGUGGACUACAUCAACGCGGACCUCUGUCCGCCGCAGGUGAAGGAGAACAUCAACUCGUUCAUUGGAGUGCUUGAUAUCUACGGAUUCGAGCACUUCGAGAAGAACUCGUUCGAGCAGUUCUGCAUCAACUACGCCAACGAGAAGUUGCAGCAGGAGUUCAACCAGCACGUGUUCAAGUUGGAGCAGGAAGAGUACGUCAAGGAGGAGAUCGAGUGGCUGUUCAUAGACUUUGCCGACAACCAGCCCUGCAUCAACCUUAUCGAGAACCGCAUGGGUGUGUUGGCCUUGUUGGACGAGGAGUCCCGUUUGCCGGCCGGUAACGACGCCUCCUGGAUCGAAAAGAUGUACCAGAACCUCGACAAGCCGCCCACCAACAAGGUGUUCAAGAAGCCCAGAUUUGGCCAGACCAAGUUCGUCAUCAGCCACUACGCGUUGGACGUGACCUACGACAUGGACGGCUUCAUCGAGAAAAACAGAGACACCGUCGGCGAGGGCCAUCUCGAGGUCUUGAAGACCGCCGAAAACGAGAUGUUGCAGAGCAUCUUGUCUGUCAUCGAAAAGAACGCCAGCCAGCUCGAGACCGCGGCACCUGCCGCCAACGCGCGCAAAUCGAUCGCGCUGAAGAAGCCCACGUUGGGCUCGCUCUUCAAAAACUCCUUGAUCGAGUUGAUGACCACCAUCAACUCCACCAACGCCCACUACAUCAGAUGCAUCAAGCCCAACGAACAGAAGAAGGCCUGGGAGUUCGACUCCCUCAUGGUCUUGUCCCAGUUGCGUGCGUGUGGUGUUUUGGAGACGAUUCGUAUCUCUUGUGCGGGUUUCCCCACUAGAUGGACCUACGAGGAGUUUGCCGACAGAUACCACAUUCUCGUGCCCUCGGACGACUGGAUCAAGGUCAUGUGCGGCGGCGACCAGAAGGACGUCAUGGGCUUGUGCAAACAGAUCCUUGCCUCUGCCGUCGACGAGACUCAGAAGUACCAGUUGGGUAACACCAAGAUCUUCUUCAAGGCCGGUAUGUUGGCCCACUUCGAGAAGUUGAGAUCGCAAAAGCUCCACGACGCGGCCGUUAUGAUCCAAAAGAACUUGCGCAAGAUCUACUACCGCAAGCAGUACUUGCAAAUCAGAGAAUCGUUGGUCAAGCUGCAAGCGUUAUUCCGUGGCCACAUCACCAGAGCUGCUAUCCAACGAGAGAAGGAGACCGCGGCCGCGCUCCGCCUACAGACCGCCGCCAGAGCCAUCAACGCGCGCCGCAACUUCCGCAACGCGCAGACGGCCAUUCUUUUCAUCCAGAGAACGUUCCGUGGCCGCAUGGCCAGAAAGCACUUGGACGAGAUGCGUGUGGAGCGCUCGGCGCUUGUGUUGCAGAAACAUGCCCGAGGCAGAGCUGUGCGCAAGGAGUUUGCCGAAAAGAGAAGCGCCGCCGUUGUUUUGCAGUCGUACAUUCGCCGGAAGUUGGCCGUGAAACAGCUCCUGCAGCUCAAGGAGGAGGCUAAGUCCGUCAACCACUUGACCGAGGUUUCCUACAAGUUGGAGAACAAGGUGAUCGAGCUCACGCAGUCCUUAACUGGAAAGAUCCAGGAGAACAAGAGUUUGACGGCUGAAAUCAGCAAGUUGAGCGAUCUCUUGGCCCAAUCGUCCGCAGCCACAGACGCCCUUGUUGCACGCGAAGCCGAGGCCAAGGCCCUCACCGCCACCUCCACCGCCGCCCAACAGGUGGAAAUCGCCCAGUUGGACCGCGAGUUGGCGGCCAUCAAGGCAGAGUACCAGGCCGCGGAGUUGAAGAUCGAGGAGCUCACCAAGGAACAGGCCGAGUUGAGAAGCGAGGUGCAACGCAACAUCGAGGAGCUCACCGCUGCCAAGGAGGCCCUCGUCAAACGCGACACCAUCGAGAUCGACUUGAAGGCGCACAUUGAGCAGCUCAAGCAGGAGCUUGCAACGCUCCACGCGCAGCAAAAGGUCGCGUUGAGCACCAAGACACGCGCGGCCAGCAGCAAGCGCCACAGCAGCGCGGCCGCCGGCUUCGCCGCCGGCGUUUCUGCCGGCUCGUUCGACCACCAGCGCCCCGUGUCUGUCAUUGCCGUUUCGAACGAAGACAACACCGACAUCGAGAGCAUCAACGACGAGCUCUUCCAGCUCUUGCGCAACUCGCGCAACUUGCACCGCGAGAUCAUCGAGGGCUUGUUGAAGGGGCUCAAGAUCCCACCAGCAGGUGUCGCGGCCGAUCUUACCCGAAAGGAGGUGUUGUUCCCAGCGCGGAUCAUCAUCAUCAUCAUCUCGGACAUGUGGCGGAUCGGCUUGACGAAGGAGAGCGAGGAGUUCUUGGGCGAGGUGUUGGCUGCGAUCCAGCAGAUUGUCUCUACACUCAAAGACGAGGAGGUGGUGCCCAACGGUGCGUUCUGGCUCUCCAACACGCACGAGUUGUACUCGUUCGUGGCGUACGCGCAGCAGACGAUCAUCGGCAACGACGCGCUGUUGCACGAGAUGAGCCAGGAGGAGUUUGACGAGUACUUGAAGCUCGUGGAGGUGGUCAAGGAGGACUUCGAGCUGUUGCUGUACAACAUCUACAACAUGUGGAUGAAGAAGAUGGAGAAGGACUUGGAGAAGAAGGCCAUCUCCGCGGUGGUGAUCUCGCAGUCGUUGCCGGGCUUCAUGGCGCCCGACAGUUCUCCCUUUUUGGCCAAGGUGUUCUCGCAGGGCGUCCAAUAUAAGAUGGACGACAUUCUCCUGUUCUUCAACUCGGUGUACUGGUCGCUCAAGUCGUACUUCAUCGAGGAGGAGGUGUUGAAGGCGGUGAUCAUCGAGUUGCUCCGCUUCGUCGACGCGUUGUGUUUCAACGACUUGAUCAUGCGCAGAAACUUCCUCUCGUGGAAGCGUGGGCUCCAGUUGAACUACAACGUCACUCGUCUCGAGGAAUGGUGCAAGGGCCACGACAUCCACGAGGGUUCCGUGUACUUGUGCCACUUGCUCCAGGCCGCCAAGCUCUUGCAGCUCCGCAAGAACACCAUGGAGGACAUCGAGAUCAUCUACGAGAUCUGCUACCUGUUGAAGCCCACGCAGACACAGAAGUUGAUCUCGCAGUACUACGUGGCCGAGUACGAGACGCCCAUCUCGCCGGAGGUGUUGCAGGCGGUGGCCGACAAGGUGAAGAGCACGGACGGGUCCAACGACGACUUGUUCGAGCCCAUUUCGGAGGGCCACUUCGACGACCCGUUCCAGAACGUGGCGCUCCGUCCGUUCGUGCGCGUGGAGGCGUAUGUGCCCGCGUGGUUGAGUUUGCCUGUGAUUCGGCGGGUCGUGGAGUUGGUGGCCAAGAAUGCGUCUGCGCAAGAGUCGGACCAAGAGAAACUUUCUGCCGCCGAGACCAACGGGCUGGCCUAA
Australozyma saopauloensis is the source of this 4212-nucleotide messenger RNA. It is a transcript of the gene MYO2, whose product is annotated as myosin 2. NCBI's taxonomy places the organism in Eukaryota, Fungi, Ascomycota, Pichiomycetes, Serinales, Metschnikowiaceae. Gene Ontology annotation, biological process: actin filament organization; vesicle transport along actin filament. Gene Ontology annotation, molecular function: ATP binding; microfilament motor activity; actin filament binding. The transcript has a single exon. Gene Ontology annotation, cellular component: myosin complex; vesicle; actin cytoskeleton. The record is from RefSeq and is a predicted model, not a curated record. Bases 1 to 4212 code for a protein of 1403 amino acids.